CACACGCGCAGGAAGGCGAUGAUGGUCUCAUCUUCGAUGACGACUUUUAAACGUACUGCUCUUGCUGCUGCUGCUGCUGCUGCUCUAACGAUUGUAACAACAUAAUGGUCUUUCUGUGUGUUUCCUUCAUUUUCAUUUUGGUCUGUCGGGUUGGGAAUGGUCGAUGGUGUCAUUGGGUUUUUUUUUCUUUUUUCUUUUUACAUGCUUUUCUUUUUUUCCCUCUUUUCUUUUUCUUUUCUAGCUCUUUCGGUUCUUGCAAGCAUGGCAUGCCUUGUCGUUUGAAGGGGUUUUCACUGCAAAGCGUUUUUUGCCAUACCAAUUGCGAAACUCGGGGGCUUUUCCUUUCUUUCUUUCUGGGUUUUUUCUUCUCUUUCUCUUUCUUCUGGUUUCGAGUUGAUAUAUGGGGUUUCUUUUGUGUGUGUUUCUGGCUGGUCUCAACUCUCAAAAAACAAAACUCGUGUACUGUAAAGAUGCAAUGAUUGGUGGUGAUGAUGAUGGUGAUAGUGGUUGGAAAGCGGAAUCGAAUUGAGUGCCUGUUCGGACUUGCUAUCACUUGCUGGUUUCUAUUCUACAUGCUCAAUUACAAAUGACGAAC
This is a messenger RNA of Tricharina praecox, 595 nucleotides long. RefSeq lists its product as uncharacterized. Lineage: Eukaryota; Fungi; Ascomycota; Pezizomycetes; Pezizales; Pyronemataceae. Bases 105 to 479 code for a protein of 124 amino acids. The record is from RefSeq and is a predicted model, not a curated record. The transcript has a single exon.